Molecule: messenger RNA, 1850 nt
Organism: Drosophila grimshawi
Lineage: Eukaryota; Metazoa; Arthropoda; Insecta; Diptera; Drosophilidae
Product: acyl-CoA-binding domain-containing protein 5
Exons: 3
Coding region: 461-1417 (318 amino acids)
Biological process (GO): fatty acid metabolic process
Molecular function (GO): fatty-acyl-CoA binding
Source: RefSeq, a predicted model, not a curated record
AGUUUCAUUGAAUCGAUAUUUUCUCUCACAUUUAUUCAUUUCCAUAGUAUGUUUGUUAUUUAUUGCAAAACGAAUUAAAAACAAGUGGCAGGCAGUCAGCAAACUGACUGGGUUGCUGCUUCGGUGUUCGCUUAAACCAAUCGCCGCCAAUGCCUAUAAGUUGUCGUUAUCACUAAGUGAUUGUUUAGUACACAACAACAGCAGCCGCAGAAGCAUUAGCAACAGCAGCAGCAACAACAAUUUAUAUUGAACUUCGGCUGUUGAGAACUCGAACUUUGUUACACACCCAUACACAUGCAUCGGCCAGAGUCAUUAGAUGUGAAUCAAUAACAAAAUAAUAAAAAAGCCAACAAAAACAACAGCAACAACACUGCCCGCAAAAGCCUACAGCGUCAUUAUUUUUUUUGGGUAUCUGCACUUGCACAAGAUAAUUAGAUUUCACACAUACACAAUUGUAAAUAUGGCGAGCAUCGAGGAACGUUUCCAGGCGGCUGUCAACGUGAUCAAGGGACUGCCCAAGAAUGGACCCUAUCAGCCCAGCACCAGCAUGAUGUUGAAAUUCUAUGGGCUCUUCAAGCAGGCAUCGGAGGGCGGCUGUGCGCAGAAGAAGCCACCGUUUUGGGAUGUUGUCGGACGAGCCAAAUGGGAUGCAUGGAACCGGAAUCGUGAGCUGAGCAAGGAGCAGGCGAUGCAACGCUAUGUGGAGGGUCUGCAGGAAAUCAUCGAGACAAUGUCCUUCACGGAGAACGUGCAAAACUUUGUGGGCAGCCUCGAUGGGUUGACCAACAUAAAUCUGGACGAGCUGGAGCUGGUCUCGCCCGGCAUGCGUGAGCUAGCCGAAUCACAUCCGAACUCACCGUUCCAUUCGCGCACAAACAGUCCGCAGCAUGGCAGCAGCUCCAACGUGGGCGUUGCAGAUCAGCCUCAAAGAAAUACGGAUUCGCUCAUCAAUGGCCAUCAGACACCGCUGACCAAUGGCUACACGUCUACGACGAGCACCGGCUACGCAACGCACAACGACUCCACCAGCAGCAGCAACAACAACAACAACAACAAUUACACAAACAACAGCAGCGUGGCCAUUGUGGAGCCCUCCGACGAUGAAUACGACGAUCCCUACGACACGAUGCUGCCCCAGGAGCUCACACAAGCGAUCACACACAAUACGGAAAUGCUGCGGCAAAUCCAGAGCACAGUGGCCACAAUGAAUUCCGAUAUGGCUGCUGUGCAGCGACGAGUUCGUAGCAUGGAGCAAGCCCUGCUCGAGGUGCGCAAUGCGCAAAAGCUGCAUGACAAACACAGGAAUCCGAUCUGGUGGCCAUUCAAGGAUAUCUCGCCGCUUUGGUUCGCUGUGCUGGUGUUGUGGCCUUUCCUCGUACGUCGCCUGACGCGAAUGGUGGAAAGCAGACGCCGCUGACGGCGGAAACCUUUCGAUUAGCUUUAUUCCUAUCAUAGUUAAAUUAUACUCUCGGUUAUGGGCAUUAGCUUUAUCUGGCUUGCUUUAAUCAUCCACAAAUGCGCUACACUUUUUGUACAGAGUUGGACUUGUAUUUAGUUUUGUCGGUUUAUCCAGUUGCAAUAUGUAUAUGUUUUAUGUAUAUUUAUGUUUUAGUAACACAAGCUAUUAGUGACACAUUCCCCCUCUCUCCCUCGAAAACACAUUUAUAUUUUUAGUUAGUAAGCCGAAAGUUUUCUGUGCAUUUUUUUUGCCCAGGCUGGGCGCGCUUUUGCCUUGGUCCAAAGCGUUGCCUUUUGGUUGAGAGACUGGUGCAAUGGUUGUAAAAACAAUUUGAUUUGUUUGUUAAUUAUAAUUUUUGUAAUAAAGUCAUAUAAUAUGAUUCAAAUCACAA